AACUGAUAGCUGUGAUUUAAGAUUUAACACAUUUUCCUUGAUCCCUAGAUUCAAAAUUUUGAUUGAAGAGAAGUUGAUACUUGUGGAAAAUUGACAUGGGUUUUGGUCAUUCAAGAUCUGAAAGGUUUGAAGAUGAUCCUGAACAAGCAAAAGUUCCUUCAAACAAGGGUGACAAUGGGAUUAAGAUUAAAUACCACAUUGAUGGAACACAAAUACCCAAGUCUAGUUCCAAAAUGGCUCAAAAGAAGGUGACAAGGAAGAAGUUCUUGCAAGCUAGAGUGUUGUCAAGAGUAUUCUCAGAGGACUACGAACGAGUAAAGAGAAAAGUAUUGGAUCCUAGGGGACAAACCAUUCAGCGCUGGAACAAGAUUUUCUUGGUAGCAUGUAUAGUAUCUUUGUUUGUGGACCCUUUGUUCUUUUAUUUGCCAAUGGUUAGAGAUGAAGCAUGCAUUGAUGUUGAAAUAACUCAUGAAGUGAUCCUCACAUUGGUGAGAUCGGUGGGGGAUUGCUUUUACUUGAUUCAGAUUUUGAUGAAGUUUCGCACAGCUUAUGUUGCUCCUUCUUCCCGGGUUUUUGGUAGGGGUGAACUUGUUGUAGGCUAUUCUAAGAUUGCAUUUAGGUACCUCCGAAAGGGUUUUUGGUUAGAUUUUGUUGCUGCCUUGCCCCUUCCUCAGGUGUUAAUUUGGAUUGUUAUCCCAACUCUUAAGGGCUCAACCAUGGCAAACACAAAAAAUGUCCUUCGCUUUUUCAUCAUUUUCCAAUAUUUGCCGAGGCUAUUUCUGAUUUUUCCACUUUCAUCACAAAUUGUGAAAGCUACAGGGGUUGUGACACAAACAGCAUGGGCAGGGGCUGCUUACAACCUGAUGCUUUACAUGCUGGCAAGCCAUAAAAAGAUUUUAGGAGCUUGCUGGUACCUUCUAUCAAUUGAACGUCAAGAAGCAUGCUGGAGAAGUGUGUGCAAUCUAGAGAAGUCAUUUUGUGAAUAUGGAUUCUUUGACUGCCACAGGGUUAAAGAUGCCCUAAGGAUCUCUUGGUUUGUAGCAAGUAAUAUCUCGAAUUUAUGCUCACCAAAUGAUAACUUUUAUCAGUUUGGUAUAUACGCUGAUGCCGUGACUUCCCAAGUUACAUCCUCUGCAUUCUUUAAUAAAUACUUUUUCUGUCUGUGGUGGGGCCUAAGAAAUCUGAGCUCUUUGGGACAAGGCCUUCUUACUAGUACUUUUGUUGGAGAAAUCAUGGUGGCCAUUGUUGUUGCAACCCUUGGAUUAGUUCUUUUUGCGUUGCUAAUCGGUAAUAUGCAGACAUACCUGCAAUCAACUACUGUUCGCUUAGAAGAGUGGAGGGUGAAAAGAACUGAUACAGAACAAUGGAUGCAUCACAGGCAACUACCUCCAGAAUUAAGAGAGUCUGUGCGUAAAUAUGAUCAAUAUAAAUGGUUGGCUACACGAGGAGUAGAUGAAGAAUCUCUUCUCAAAGGACUUCCCGUCGACCUUCGGAGAGACAUCAAGCGCCACCUCUGUCUUGAUCUAGUUCGAGGAGUGCCGUUAUUUGAUCAAAUGGAUGAGAGGACGCUAGAUGCAAUAUGCGAGAGGCUAAAGCCAGCAUUGUGCACUGAGGGGACCUAUCUUGUUCGUGAGGGUGAUCCUGUGAAUGAGAUGCUCUUCAUAAUUCGAGGUCAUCUUGAUUCUUACACCACCAACGGAGGCCGUGUUGGGUUCUUCAACUCGUGCCUCAUUGGGCCAGGUGAUUUCUGUGGCGAGGAACUAUUAACUUGGGCCUUGGAUCCACGGCCCAGUGUGAUACUUCCUUCAUCAACUCGAACAGUUAAGGCCAUCUCAGAAGUAGAGGCCUUUGCACUCAUAGCCGAAGACUUAAAGUUUGUUGCAUCUCAAUUUAGAAGAUUGCACACUAAACAACUUAGACAUAAAUUCAGGUUUUACUCACACCAAUGGAGAACAUGGGCUGCUUGUUUCAUUCAAGUUGCAUGGAGAAGGCAUAAGAAAAGGAAAGAAGCUUCUCAGCUUAGGGAGAGAGAGAGGGAGAAUGUGCAAGUUGCUGAGCCUCAAACACCAAGUUCAGGGUCAGGCUUUGUUGGGUAUGGAAGGAGUGGUAGGAAAGGUGUUAAUAUGCAUUCUGGGACUGCUUCUUCUGGAGUAGUUAGCUCUUUGCUGAAGCCAGCAGAACCCGAUUUUUCUGUUGAUGAAUAA
Messenger RNA from Abrus precatorius (Indian licorice), 2204 nucleotides. Its product is annotated as protein CNGC15c-like. The record is from RefSeq and is a predicted model, not a curated record. The transcript is spliced from 7 exons. Gene Ontology annotation, biological process: transmembrane transport; monoatomic ion transport. Gene Ontology annotation, molecular function: monoatomic ion channel activity; protein binding. Lineage: Eukaryota; Viridiplantae; Streptophyta; Magnoliopsida; Fabales; Fabaceae. Gene Ontology annotation, cellular component: membrane. Bases 96 to 2204 code for a protein of 702 amino acids.